UAAAACCAUGAAACUAAAAUUCCUUUCCAUCCAAACCCAAAAAGUCAAAUAGUCUAAGUACAAUCUUCUUUACUAUCUUCAAAAUUUAGUCACAUAAUCCACACAAGGUGCUAGGAAUGGCAACCACUGAGGAAGAACACUAUGCUUCUUUCUCCAACUUACUUCCACAAUUCACCAAUAUUCCCAGCAUUCACAAAGCAUGGUUUUUCAACUCAAACACACUAGGAAUGUUUUCUAUUACUCAACCUGAUCUUUUAACAAACAACACCAAGACUUUGAUUAUGUCCUGUAAUGUUGAUAAACAAGAAAAUGAUGGUUCUGUUGUUGAGUUUCUAUGGACUCCGUUUCCAAUUGAGAUGUCUGGUGUUGUUUCUAUGAUUGUUCCGUCGCCUUCUGGUUCUAAGCUUUUGGUGAUUCGGAAUCAGGAGGAGAAGGAAGGAGGGGUUUCUUGUUGUUUUGAGAUUUGGAGUUGUUCUUGCUUGGAGAAGGAGUUUCAUAUCCCUCAAUCAAUGCAUGGAUCAGUGUACAAUGAUGGAUGGUUUGAGGGUGUGUCUUGGAACUCGGAUGAAACAUUGAUAGCAUAUGUAGCAGAAGGGCCCUCUCCUACAAAGCCAGUAUUUAAUAAUAUGGGCUACAAGAGAGGUGGUUGUGCUGAGAAAGAUUUUGGUAGCUGGAAAGGUCAAGGAGACUGGGAGGACGAUUGGGGAGAAACAUAUUCUGCAAAGAGACGGCCUACACUUUUUGUUAUCAACAUCAAUAGUGGAGAAGUACAAGCUGUCAAAGGAAUUGACAAAUCUUUGAGUGUUGGCCAAGUUGUGUGGGCUCCAUUUACCGAAGGCUCAGAACAAUAUCUUGUUUUUGUCGGAUGGUCAUCUGAGACAAGAAAGCUUGGUAUGAAGUACUGCUCUAACAGGCCUUGUGCAUUGUAUGCUGUUAGAGCACCAUAUCAUGAAUCAAAAUCCGACGAACCAGAGCACCACUCUUCAACUGAAGAAUUGCAUGCACUGAACCUGACUCCAACAAUAAGCAGUGCGCUUUUUCCGCGAUUCAGUCCAAAUGGAGAGUUCCUUGUAUUUUUAUCUGCCAAAAGUGCUGUGGAUUCUGGAGUGCACAAUGCUACAAAUUCACUUCAUAGAAUUGAUUGGCCAACUGAUAGAAAACUGUACCGAUCUUCCAAAAUUUAUGACAUCAUUCCUGUUGUAAUGUGCGCCGAGGAGGGUUGUUUCCCCGGGCUCUAUUGUACAACUAUCCAUAAUAAUCCUUGGCUUACUGACAACUGCACAAUGAUCAUAUCAUCCAUCUGGCACAGCUGUGAAGUUCUACUUUCUGUGAAUGUGUUGAGCGGGGAAGUAUUACGUAUUACCCCAGCAGACUUGACUUUCUCGUGGAAUCUUCUUACACUUGAUGGGAACAAUGUUCUUGCCAUUUCCAGCAAUCCGGUCAAUGUUCCUCAAAUUAUGUAUGGAAAUGUCAUUGAGAAGGAGAAGAGAAAUACUAUAUGGAGUUGGUCUAAGAUAUCGAGUCCCAUAUUCAAAUGCUCCGAAAAGGUUAGAUCUUUGAUGUCGUCUCUCCAGUGCAGUAUACUGAAGAUCUCUGUCGCAGAUGCUUCUAAUGAUCCAACAAAAGGUGCUGCUAAACCUUUUGAAGCUAUAUUUGUGUCAUCGAAAACCAAGAACAAGGAAGUAUUUGAUCCAUUAAUUGUAAUCCUUCACGGAGGGCCACAGGACGUGUCUUUGUCACACUUCUCGAAGUCUUGGGCGUUUCUAUCUUCAGUCGGAUACAGCUUGCUGAUUGUAAAUUACAGAGGUUCAUUAGGAUUUGGAGAGGAAGCAUUGCAAUCUCUUCCAGGGAAAGUUGGAUCACAGGAUGUCAAGGAUGUUCUCUCUGCGAUAGAUCAUGUGAUCAACUUGGGUCUUGCUAGUCCGUCCAAGAUUUCGGUGAUGGGAAUUUCACAUGGCGGUUUUUUGUCGACUCAUUUGAUUGGCCAGGCACCAGAGAAGUUUGUAGCAGCGGCCGCAAUCAAUCCUGUUUGUAACUUUGCACUGAUGGUUGGUACAACUGAUAUUCCUGAUUGGUGCUAUGUAGAGGCCUUCGGAACCAAUGCCAGAAAUCAUUUUACCGAAGCACCUUCAGAAGAAGAUUUGACUCUCUUCUAUAGCAAGUCACCUAUUUCGCAUGUUUCAAAGGUAAAAACACCAACACUUUUCCUUUUAGGUGCUCAAGAUCUUCGUGUUCCAAUCUUCGAUGGACUGCAAUAUGCUCGAGCUUUAAGAGCGAAAGGAGUCGAUUCCAAAAUCAUCAUGUUUCAAAAUGAUGUUCAUGCACUCAAAAGGCCCCAAUCUGAAUGGGAAUGUUUGCUUAACAUUGUGGUGUGGUUCAACAAAUACUGCAAAUAAGUGUGUCACAAUACUUCCUAUAUAUAUCCACCAUACUCACAAGAGUUGUAUUAUUUUGUCAAUGAAUAUAUAAUUCUGACAACAAAUUAGAUGGAUAGAAAUGUUCAAACAUAUGGUUAAUUAGAUCAUAUGGUUAAAUUAAAAAAAAAAAAAGAUCAGAUGGUUUAUGAAUAUAAUAAGAUGUCACAAUUUAUAAUUUUUUUUUAAAAAGUUAAAUUAGUCCAUCCAAAUUGAUAUCAGAGAUAAUUGAACGUGAGUUCUCAGGUCUCAAGCCAAUACCACAAGUCAAUACCACCGAACACUGAUAUAUUUUGUUGUUUUCAUUUUCUACUAUUUGAACACCUAAUGAUGGUGAACUUGGUUUAUAAUAUUUUGAGAUUUGGU
This is a messenger RNA of Trifolium pratense (red clover), 2780 nucleotides long. RefSeq names its product acylamino-acid-releasing enzyme-like. Gene Ontology annotation, molecular function: serine-type endopeptidase activity. The coding region runs from base 117 to 2396 and encodes 759 amino acids. The record is from RefSeq and is a predicted model, not a curated record. Lineage: Eukaryota; Viridiplantae; Streptophyta; Magnoliopsida; Fabales; Fabaceae. The transcript is spliced from 16 exons. Gene Ontology annotation, biological process: proteolysis.